Molecule: messenger RNA, 1305 nt
Organism: Paraglomus occultum
Lineage: Eukaryota; Fungi; Glomeromycota; Glomeromycetes; Paraglomerales; Paraglomeraceae
Source: the annotation of a GenBank genome assembly
AUGUCUCGCGCCGCAAAGUAUGAUUUAUGGAGCAGGGAAGAAUUGAUACUAAAGUUACUCGAGUAUGAAGACAGUCAAUUACCAAAUGCGACAAAAAAACACGAGUCGAAUGAUAGUGCAAGUGUUUGCUCUUCCAUAUCAACAACCGAUUCCAAAAAGACAAAACGUAACAGACAAUUCGACAUGUCUAAAUAUUCACAGAAAUAUAUUGCACUCAAGGUAGCUUAUCUCGGAUGGAAUUAUCACGGUUUCGCAGUUCAGGCAGACGAGGAAACAUGUCCGACGGUAGAAGGACAGAUAUUCAAAGCGCUCCUGACAGCCAAACUCAUUACUGAUCCGUCGUCCUGCAAAUUCUCUCGUUGUGGCAGGACGGAUAAAGGAGUGAGCGGGUUGGGACAGGUUAUCGCAUUGAAAGUACGAUCUAAUAUGCCUGCUGAUAAAAUCGAGGAUAAAGACAUUGUAGAAGAGAACGUUGAAAGUGAUGGAAAUGAUUAUAAAAACGAGUAUGUCAAGAUUAAAGAUAAAAAUCAGCCCAAAGAAGAAAUACCGUACGUCGAUAUUCUAAACAGAUUGCUACCAGCGGAUAUCAGAAUACUCGCAUGGACAUCCGUCCCCGAAUCGUUUUCGGCGAGAUUCUCUUGUCGCGGACGACGGUACAGAUACUUUUUUCUGAAAUCGGCCUUGAACAUUGAACUGAUGCAGUCGGCCUGCAAACAGUUCAUAGGCACGCAUGAUUUCAGAAAUUUUUGCAAGAUAAACUCUAGCCAGGAUGUCACCAAUUAUGAACGGACAAUUCUCGAUGCAAAGAUAUCAAAGGCUAGCGAGUGUGAUUCGGAUGCCGGUUGUGGUGGUGACCGUGUGUCGCCGCCGUAUAGUGACGUCGACGAGUUUUACGUCUUUGAAGUCAGAGGUACUGCCUUUUUGUGGCAUCAAGUGAGGUGCAUGAUGGGCAUUCUGUUUCUCAUAGGGCAGGAAUUGGAGUCGCCCUCGAUUAUACAAUCUCUUUUCGAUAUUUCCACUAUUCCUUCACGUCCUGCAUACGAGAUGGCAAGCGAGCUUCCUCUUAUUCUUUACGGUUGCGAAUUCAAUGGACUUGAUUGGAAAUAUUCUCCAAAUACAAUAGACAGACUUUAUCAUCACAUGUAUCAACAAUUUUAUGGAUAUUUUACCAAGUCAAUGAUUGCUUCCACGAUCUUGAAAUCACUUGGUGUUGGUACAAUACAGCAUGGCAUAAUAAAUGGAGGAGGACAAGAAUUGAGAAAGAGAAAAUAUGUGACUCUUUUAAAUAAGGACAGCGAGAGAUAA